GCUACCCGUUUGCCCUAACGCGAUUACUCUACCCGCAAUUGUGAAUCGCGCAAUUCGUGCUCAAGAUCAAAUAGUUCACCGACAAAUCGUAUAUAGGUCCGCAUAAGAUGUCCAUGUCAACGUUGAAGACCCCCGUCAUGAACAACUUCGCCAAACGCUGUUACGCCAACAAGGCGGCGGCGCUGUCCAUCAAGGGCCCGCAGGUGCAGACGAAAAAAUUGCCCAACAACUCGCUGGUCGUAGCCGUCCCCGACCAUCCGACCAAGAUCGGUCGGGUGUCGGUGACUUUCUUGGCCGGAUCGCGGUACGAAGAACCGGAAAACGCGGGCAUCGCUCACCUGGUCCGCAGCUCGGCCGGGCUCAGCACCGAGUCGUCGUCCACGUUUUCGAUCAUCCGGAACUUGGGUCACUUGGGCACCAACUACUACGUGACAUCCGACCGCGAGACGAUCACUUACACCAUCGAGGCGCACAAGGACAACCUCGUCAGCAGUCUCAAGUACUACAUUGAAUCCAUUUCGAACCAGACGUUCAAGCCUUGGGAGCUGUCCGACAACUCGAAACGCUUGCAAUACGAACUGCUGACCGUGUCGCCCGAGCUGAGGGUUUUGGACUUGGCACACAAGGCAGCUUACAGGAACUCCCUCGGCAACACUGUGUUCGUGCCCAAAUACAACAUCAAGAAACUGGGAUCGGAACAUCUCUUGUAUUAUGUCAAGAAAAAUUUCACCAACCAAAACGCCAUCAUAUCUAGUGUCGGCGUUGACAUGGACACACUGGUGCACGUUUCGGAAGACUUGUGUUUGCCCAACGGAGACGCAAACUGUUCACCAAAAUCCAAAUACUUUGGCGGGGACCUGAGGAAGUCCAAGCCAUUGGACUCCACCUAUUUGGCCGUCGUUGGCGAAGGAGUAAGCUAUAAAGAUUCGCAAAGCGCCUCAUACGCAGUACUUCAAUACUUGCUUGGCAAAGGAUCAUCAGUAAAAUGGGGAGUUGGACAAGGAGUCUUGGAACAAAAUAUCUUAAAAACAAACUGUUCAGAUAACUUUGCUGUAUCCGCCGUAAACUAUAACUAUUCAGAUUCCGGUCUUUUUGGUUUCCUGUUAGCAUACAACGGCAAAGAUGUCAGUAAUGUAUUAAAGGCUGCGGUACAGAGUCUAAGGAGUCCUACAGUUACUGAAACCGAAGUGAGCAGGGCCAAGAACCAAUUGAUUCUCUCUCUUGUAUCAGCAUCAGAAUCUAGUGCCGGAAUCUUAGAAAAUAUUACUCAUCAAGCUGCCACCACUGGACAAGUAAUUCCAUUUGAAAAGUUAAUUGCUGCUGUUCAAGCAGUUACUGUUGAAGAUGUAAAGAAAGCAGCCAGCAAAGUAGCAGGUAGCAAGUUGUCGUUGGCUGGUUACGGUAAUGUAGCAACUACACCUUAUUUGGAUAAUUUGUAAUUUAGUGUUUAAUUUUAACUUGAACCUUUGUUAGUAAAACAUUAAACUCUAAAUAUACUUUUAUUGUUUUAA
Myzus persicae (green peach aphid) is the source of this 1511-nucleotide messenger RNA. RefSeq names its product cytochrome b-c1 complex subunit 2, mitochondrial (gene UQCR-C2). The record is from RefSeq and is a predicted model, not a curated record. The coding region runs from base 108 to 1439 and encodes 443 amino acids. Gene Ontology annotation, molecular function: metal ion binding. The transcript has a single exon. Gene Ontology annotation, cellular component: mitochondrion. NCBI's taxonomy places the organism in Eukaryota, Metazoa, Arthropoda, Insecta, Hemiptera, Aphididae.